This is a messenger RNA of Anarrhichthys ocellatus (wolf-eel), 3966 nucleotides long. It is a transcript of the gene snrkb, whose product is annotated as SNF related kinase b. The transcript has 5 exons. Gene Ontology annotation, molecular function: protein serine/threonine kinase activity; ATP binding. The record is from RefSeq and is a predicted model, not a curated record. Gene Ontology annotation, cellular component: cytoplasm. The coding region runs from base 452 to 2287 and encodes 611 amino acids. Gene Ontology annotation, biological process: intracellular signal transduction; protein phosphorylation. Lineage: Eukaryota; Metazoa; Chordata; Actinopteri; Perciformes; Anarhichadidae.
UGGGCACCGAGGUUAGCAGCGUUAUAUUCCCCCCGGCGCUUGUCCGGCUGUUCCGCGAGGUUGUUGGUGGCGUUUGUUUUGGAGGUAUUGAGCUGCCGCAAGGAGGAUGACUACAUGCGUAUGUGCCAACUCGGGACUGCGGUUGAGGCCAAGUAGAGAACAGCUGGCUUUGCCGCAAGUGUAGCAGCCUGUAGGCAUGUAGGUGUUUUGGAUCCGAUGAACCUGCACAGCCAAGGAUAUCAGAGGACAGUAACCCGGCAACUCCCCAUCGGUGAGGAACUUCGCUGCCCUGCAACCCCUCCUCCCUCCAUCCCCGACACCUUGACAUAACUACUUUCCGUCUCCCGUUUCCUUUUUUGUCCCUCUCUCCUGAAGCUCUUUCAGUUCAAUCCCUCCUCCCCUCUGAAUCCCCUCUACCCCCCCUCACACCCCUUUUGUUGUUGUUUCAAACAUGGACUCCUCUGGAGAGAGAACCUCCGCCCAGGAGGGACACCUCGACCCCAGGAGCAGCCCCGGUCGCUCCGAUCUCAGCGGACUGUACCACCUGGGUCGGACGUUGGGCAGGGGCCACUUUGCCGUGGUCAAGCUGGCUCGUCAUGUCAACACCAGGCAACUGGUUGCUGUCAAGAUGAUUGACAAGACGAAACUCGACGUGAUGGCGGCGAGCCACCUCUUACAGGAAGUGAGAUGCAUGAGGCUGGUGCAGCAUCCCAACGUGGUCCGCCUCUACGAGGUCAUCAACACGCCCACCACCCUCUACCUGGUCAUGGAGCUGGCCGAGGGAGGCGACCUCUACGACUACAUCCUCCGCCACGAGGGAGGCGUGGCCGAGGGCAACGCCAAGCGCCAUUUCGCCCAGAUCGUGCGCGCCGUGGCGUACUGCCACCAGCUCCACGUGGUGCACCGGGACCUGAAGCCCGAGAACGUGGUGUUCUUUCCCCAGCAGGGGGCGGUGAAGCUGACAGACUUUGGGUUCAGCAACUUAUUCCAACCCGGGACCAUGUUGGCCACCAGCUGUGGGUCGCUGGCGUACUCGGCUCCAGAGAUUCUGCUGGGAGAAGAGUAUGAUGCUCCAGCUGUGGAUAUCUGGUCUCUCGGGGUGAUCCUGUACAUGUUGGUGUGUGGAGCCCCUCCCUUCCAGGAAACCAACGACAGCGAGACUCUGGUCAUGAUCCUGGACUGUCGCUACCGCGUCCCUGAACACGUCUCCAACGACUGCAGAGACCUGAUCUCCAGGAUGCUCCAGAAGGACCCGUCUGGCCGCGCCUCGCUCGAGGAGAUCGAGGCUCACGGCUGGCUGCAGGGGCUCGACGACGCGCUGCUCAGCCCGGAGGCCCCGCCGCACUGGCUCUCGGGGGCCCUCUCUCCCAGCUCUCCCCGCUCGGGAGCACCCGAGUGCGGGGACCUGCUUGCGGCGAGGCCCCCACCUCAGCAGGCUUUUCCAGGCCCCUGGCAGCCCAGCCUCAGCUUCGUCCUCCGUCCGCCUCCGGCCGAGGAGCCUCCGGUCACCAAGAACCUUCCCGCGCUACAGCAGAUCUGCGAGGAGGAAGAGGAGGAAGAGGAAGAGGAAGAGGAGGAGGAGGAGGAGGGAGUUUUGGCAAAAGAGGGUGAAUGUUUGGUGUCUUUGUUUGUAGCAGAGCCGGAAAAAGAAGCUGAGGAGAUGGUUGAUGGUGCAGAUGAUCAAGAGUGCAGGGAGGAGGAACAAAAAGAAGAAUUAGGAAGCUUAGUGGAGAUUAUGGAGGAGGGAGAGGAGGAGCAGGAAGGAAUGGAAAUAGAGAAAGAAGACAGUGGAUGCGUGAUUUCCGACCAGCCAGUCAGUCACGGAGACAAAGCGCUCAGUCAGACACCUGAAGUCCCACCGUCGUCUCUGCCUGGUUUGGGGGUGCCGUGCUGUCAGGGGCCGGCGGACUCCACAAGCCCAGAGGAAGGACGGGGCGAGGAGACAGAACCUAACAACAACACCAACAAACCUCCUCCUCUCCUCCCUGAAUCCGCGUCCUCCUUCAGACUGGCGCCGAACGAGAAGGAGUCGCAAAAAACGGGACGAGAAGGAGCGCGAGACGAGAAAACGGAGGAGGGCGGGAGAGACGACCCCUCGGCGGACAGAUCUCAACCCCACAACGAGGCCGCUCCGAGGGCGGAGCAGGGGAAGCGGCACAGCCUCAAGCUGCGCGAGAGACUCUUUCAGUUCCCCCUGUGCGAGAAGGCUCUGGCCUUCAACAUACCGACACACAACAAGCCCAAGAUCCUGCCGCUGGCUCAGUACAACUGCUGCCACGUGCUAUAGGUGAAAACCCAGCCUGCGCGCGGCCUCAGUUUGGCUGUGGGCAGAUAGCCGGCGUCAGAGCGCCGAGCUCCAUGCUGACCUCGAGGCAGGAGAGCAAAAGACCCUCAGCGUACGGGACGCGACGUGUACAGCCUCACACCUACAAACACUCGGCCCUAGCGUCGUGCUCAUGUGAUAAACGUUAACGUGUUAAGCUAGCGGUGGUGUACAGCACAGUAGUCAGACAUCAGCUGAACCUCAUGCGGUUGCAUUGCUGUGAACAGCGACUAGACGGUGUCCCGUCUGUUGCUCAGAAACAAUACCGGACCUACAGGAGAGAUGACGACAGGAAUAGAUAGACAUAAAACGUUUUAAUUGAAUAAGCUAUAGUCUUCUUUGUUUGUUUGUUUAAGAGGUGCCUACAUACGUUGAUACUGUACAUGCAUGGCCACCGUGUCAUUUUGGUGCUGACUGGUAAAAUAAAGCUCUAAAAGUCAGAAUGGUCUAGCACUCAGUCGAUCCAUGAUUUUAUAAUACGUGAAUUAGAAUAAAGUUUGAACCAGCUUUGCUACAGAGUAGCACUCCUUUUCUCUUCCCUUUGCACAACCUGCUUCUCAUUGGUUACACAGCUCUGAACGUCAGCUCUAUUCUACAAAGAAUGAGACUGUUAUGAUAUGAUGUGGUAUAUGAUACGAUAUGAUACUGUGUAAUAUAUGCCUAAGUCUGAGAUGACGAUAUGAUUUUCUGUACUGUUAACCUAAUGAGGUGUCCUAACAUACUGUAUCAUACUGUUGAUAGGGUCAUUGGUCAUUGAUUGGGAUGCAGGUCUUCCAUUGUAUUUGAACUUGUUCUUUUUAUUCUCCCUGAACAGUUUAAUCAUAUUUGAUCAUAACAGAUUUAUUUUGGAUGUGCAGAUAUGAAGUUUCUUUUUUUUUUUUUAUAUGACUGUCAAAGAUAUGAAUUCUCUGAAGAGACAUGUGACUUUGUGCAUGUUAUUACUGUUAUUUAUCACAAUAUACCUCCAUGUGUCUUGGAUCUGACGGGACGUUGUUCUUGUGUAACUGUAAGUACCUUGAGGUAAUCUACUGAAUGAUGAAUUGCACACAGUGCGACUACUGCAGCAGGUUUAUACACGCUCUGUCCUUGGACUGAUAGAUUAGAUUUGUUGGUCAUUUAGACCGAAUGACGUGAUACCUUAUUACGUAGCUGAGGAGUCCCUCCGUAUGGUAUUAGUAUACCAUAUAAUGCCUCAGUGUGUUUCUCUAUUUUCUCAUACUGUAUAUUUUUUUCUCUUUAGAAGCUGAGACAAUAAUUGAGAUAUUUUGUAAGGUUAAAGAAGGCCAAAGCUGUACAAUAAGCGAAAGAUUCCUCCUAUAGCUCAGUAAAGAGAGCGUAUUCCAAUCACUCACUACUUCACGGGUACAACUCGUUGGAGUUUAGGCGUACGACCUGUUGAUUGGACGGUGCCCGACUACAUAAGCAGCGGAUGUCACGUGAAAUCUGAUUAUAUCAUCCGCCAUGAAAAGCAUGAAAUCUGUGCAGACAGGGGAUAAAAAUCACUUUAUUUGUUCCUGUGCGAUUGCAGCCCGUCUCCCCUCAGUGUGUCUGCGUCUACUGACCUGCAUUGUAACUAGGACCACGUCUCCAUGGAGCUGGGAACAUAUUUUUCUGUAUUUAUUUAUUAAAAUGGAUUAAAUCAA